Gadus morhua (Atlantic cod) is the source of this 8154-nucleotide messenger RNA. Its product is annotated as titin homolog. The record is from RefSeq and is a predicted model, not a curated record. Bases 1218 to 6587 code for a protein of 1789 amino acids. Lineage: Eukaryota; Metazoa; Chordata; Actinopteri; Gadiformes; Gadidae. The transcript has 12 exons.
CUCAAAUGGGGGGAAAACGAUCCGAGACGUUUUGUCCGAUUUACGGGACCCAUGUCCAGCGUCCCUCGUUAGCUCCUGCUCGCUAGCACACAAGCUGUUGAUUAUUGUUUGUUGUUUUACUCAAAUAGAUAUAUUGGUUUUGGUUGCUUGUCAACUUGGCGAGAACAGUUGUCCAAAACACUUGGUCUGUGUCUGUCAAUGCUCGUGUUCCCUUGAGCCUGGCACUAAUAAGGAAGAGGCAUUUGAACACUUGUUGCGAUCUACCGUCAGUGGUUUAGCGAUCAGAAUGAGUAGAUCAUAUUUUGUUUUUUGCUCAAAGAGGUACAAACAAGGUUAGUAAAAAACCUUAUCGAUUACACUUCAGUUUCUGUAAUUCCAACAGUUUUGGCACUAAUCCGUGAUCAUAACUUGAGACUCGGAUUGACUGUGAUCGUUUCUGCUGAAGUCCAACCUGACAAACUAUAAGCACCUGUAGAACCUGUUCUGCGUUUAAUCUGGUUUAAGAUUGACAACGUUUUCGGAUGAAUACAUUUUAAUGUAUAUCUCUAUGGACUUCAUCUGCUGAACUGGUUCAACCAGUUAUCGACCACUUCCCUCUGAUGUAAACAAUCUAAAUCCAGAACGCAACACACCGGAUAUACGCUGGCUGUUUGUUGUCCUAAAGGUAAACCAAGAGUGAUGCUGGAAAAGUUCCUUCUGGAACUGCGAUGGUCAACUCUAGCUAGGCACCGAUAUCAAAGUCGCUCAUCGUCACGAUUAACGUGUGAACUACAUGUUAUGAACGCAUAGAUCAUAACCUACCCUCUUAUAUGAAGUUAUACCCUCAUCAGGAAAGUCUCUUCCGUACCUAACAUGCUGGUGAGUACGGAUGGCUGAACGGUGGCAUGGCUUCAGCAAGAAGGAAGAGGAAAUUGGGUCAAAUAGAUGUGUACAAGUCAGAGUUUUGACAUUUGUACCAGCCCAGUCAUAACACCUGUUAUUUGAGAGCGAUGAAAGGUUACUGUUCAGUAAGUAUUUUGCUAUGCUUGAGUGUUUAAUCCACAGAGAGAUAUCAAUAUUUGUGAACAUCUGUAUUAAGGUAAACGUUAUUGUGUUUUGGCUGAAUCAUGAGAUCAUAGAUCAUUCCAACAGGGUGGUGAAGAAGGGUCUGACAUUGGCACAGGUUUUGCCUCAGCCAUGACGGGUGUAAAGCUGUAUGUGAUGGUGGUUCUGGAAGAAUGGCUGCUUGGGUAGAGCUCCAGCCCGGGGAGGUUGGAAGGACGGGUCUGAGGGGUCGCAUGCACCUCAGUCCUCUGAUUGACUCCAGCAACAAGGGCCUCAGUGAGAGCAUUAUCAUGGACCCUACCAAACCUGCGCCUGGCCCAAAGCCCCGACUAACCCCAAAGCCCUUCGUCCUGGAGAGGAACACUACAAUCAAACCGAUACUAGCCCCUAAGCCCCACAACAAGGUCCACCGCGAGCCCACCCAGACUGUUAGCUACAAACCCGACCCUCCCAUCCCCCCUAAGCCCCAGCAGUCCGCUGUGGGGUCCAAACCAAGGCCGGUGUCAACCAACCCUGGCCGCCCUUCCUCUACCGCAAAAAACUCUGCUAUGCCGAGCGCUGGGCAAACUACCAAGCCAGUGGUCCCUCCUUUCAAACCAGCACCUCCUCUCACUCAAGGGGACUUCCGCAAACCCACACCUCCUAAACCAGCACAACGUCAGAAAAGUGACGCAUCUGGAUUGUCCUUUUCAAGGAGCCCUAAAAAGUCCCCCGCAGCGGAGUGGUCCGGAACAACCAAGAAGGAGGAAGACAAAGACAGGAUAUACUCCCAAAGCCCAGCGGGGACAUCCAUGACCAGGGCUAAGUCUAUGGGAUUCCUCAAUCAGCUCAGCCAGGAAGAGCAGCCGGAGGAAACCAAACCACAGUCGGUGGCCCUCCGACCUCAGCCCAGGGGCUCGCGGUCGAGGCCUGUGUCGGCCAUCUUCCUUCCCUCCUCUUCUCCGAACCCUGAGGCCCCAGUCCUUUCUCCCCGCUGGGAGGGGCGACGUCCCCUCUCGACCGAUCUCACAGCGAGGUUCGAGUCUGUCAACCUUUCACUGCAUCGCAAGAACCCACCGGCGGACAGCAAGGAGAACACUCCAGAGCUGAGGAUGCCAACGAGCCUGGACAGAGCCUCCAGACCGGAGGGGGCCACACCGGCCUCUCAGGCUGCUGCCAAGCCCCUCCCCGCACAGACGGAGGGCAUUGAGAAGAAGAAGGUUGUGGAGGUCAAGAAUGAGGAGGAUGUGGCUGGGGCGUCCAGCAUCAAGAGACGUAUCAGUCUUCUCCUGGAUUCCUCCUCCUCUUCUUCUCCUUCAACGGGGGCCAUUGACCAGGGUUCCACUCCUCAGCCAAUCGCAGAGCCAGAAGCAGCACCACCGGGUAUCAAGCAGCGAAUCAAAAAGCUGACUGAGGACGUCCCCUCCGCCCCCAGUCCUCCGACUAAGCCAACGGUCAAGCCUCUACCUCUGGACCUGACGACAAGGUUUAUAUCUGAAAGGUCGACCGACCUUUGCAGCCCCUCCCUCAGUGAACCAGAACAUUCUUUCAGGGCUGACCGAGAUCCUCAGCAGAGGGUCAAAGAGCCGGCUGUCCACCCUGGUGACCAGAAGAGAAAGACGGAGCCCGCUUCUCCCUCCAUCCCCGCCGGGUCGGACACGGGAACGUCCUCUAAAGACGGCCGACUCGGCGGCGAGACGCAGACGGUCCGGGCGUCGCUGUUCGAGUACACGAUCGAACGGCGCAGCGUGCUGGUGGUGGAAGGCGACGACCACAAAGAGCCGUUCGCGGUUGCGCUCGGGUCCUCCGCCCCUCGAGUGCCCGCGGAGGACGACGGGACGCUGGUCACCGCCACGUACCGGGAGCCGGAGUCCCCCACCGGCCUGCUGCGCGUGUCGCACUCCUUCGACACGGUGCCGGCGGUGGAGGGCAGCAGGGCAGUGAGCGAGAGCCUCCCGCUGGCGUGCCUGGAGGACAAGGCCAUGACCCUGCGCUCCCGCCGCUCAGAUGUUGGCCGGGGGUCCGCAACGACCAGGGCGGCGAUGGAGCACCAGCCGGCCGCUGUUCAGGGAGGGCCCGCCGUUGGCCUGGAGGUGCAGCCGCGUUACCUGAGAGUCGGAGCGCUGCCCAAGUGGAACGCCGCAGACACAGAGCAGGAGGACGGGGCCGGGGGUAGGCCAACGGCUCUGGAGGCGGAGGCGGAGGAAGCGGCCCCCAAGCGUCUUAAAAUGCUUGGGACGGACGACCAACCCAAACCCAAGGCGACGUACUUUGCACUGACGGGACAAAUACAGGAGGCUGUAAGUCCUGGGGACAGUGGGCCGGACAGAUGGUUCGCCAAGGCCGAAACCCUGCAGGACCCUCCACUGCGGUCUGGGCCUUCGGCCGCCCAAGGGAGGAGCGUCCCGAUGAGGAACCCUUCGUUUGAGGAGGUGCUCAGGAAGAACCAAAGUCCAGCCGAGGAGCCGGUUCGGGAGCCGCCGUGGCCCAUGCAGGUGACUGAAGGACGGAUGGUGGAGACGGAAAGACAAAGGGAUCAGAGUUGGAAGGCUGAGAGGAGGAAUACCAGGACAGGCGAGCUGGAGAUGCUGAGACAGGUGGAAAUAGAACGGCAUCAGCAUUUAGAAUUUGCCCGCAUGAAGGAGAGGCAGCGAGAGCUUGACCGGCAGGGACAGUUGGCGUUUGAGAAGGAGAGCCUGCGGGAGUUUGAGCAGCAGAAGCAGGCGUCGCUGGACAAAGAGCAACAGAGACUACGGGCUCUGGAAAGGGAGAAGCAACAACUCAUCGAGAGAGAGAAGCAGCAGGAUUUGGAAAAACAGAGAGAGGUGGAGAGAGAGAGACAGCGCAACCAGGAUAGACAAAGGGAGCUUGACAAGGAGAAGAAGCAGCUGGAGAUUCAGUGGGAGCGUCAGCAGCAUGACAAAGAUUUGGAGAGGAUCAAGGAGAUGGAGAGGAGAGAGUUAAUGGAGUUUGAGCGACAGCAGCAGGCGGAAAGGAGACAGAAAGAGAAGGAAAAGAGGAAGCAAGAAGAAGUGAACAAAAUCCGACAUGCUGCCAUACAACAACAAGAAGAGAGACGGAGAGAACUAGAGAGACGGAGGGAGACGGAGAGACAGAGAGACCUCGAGAAGGAGGUAGAGAGACAGGGGGAGAUAGAGAAAGAGAGACACAGGGAGAUUGAGCGAGAGCUCCAGAGGGAGGCACAGAGACUGGGGGAGCUAGAGAGACUGAGAGAUCUAGAGAAAGAGAGACAGAGGGAGACAGAGAGACAGAGGGAGCUGGAGAGACAGAGGGAGACAGAGAGACAGAGGGAGGUGGAGAGACAGGGAGAGAAACUACGGCAGGCUGCCAUACAGCAAGAAGUAGAGAGAAUGAGAGAUCUAGAGAGACAGAGGGAGACAGAGAGACAGAGGGAGCUAGAGAGACACAGGGAGCUAGAGAAAGAGAGACAGAGGGAGCUAGAGAAAGAGAGACAGAGGGAGCUAGAGAGACAGAGGGAGCUAGAGAGACAGAGGGAGCUAGAGAAAGAGAGACAGAGGGAGCUAGAGAAAGAGAGACAGAGGGAGCUAGAGAAAGAGAGACAGAGGGAGCUAGAGAAAGAGAGACAGAGGGAGCUAGAGAGACAGAGGGAGCUAGAGAGACAGAGGGAGCUAGAGAAAGAGAGACAGAGGGAGCUCGAGAGACAAAGAGAGGUGGAGAGACAGAGGAAAUAUGAUUUUGAGAAAGAGCAUCAGAAGCAGCUGGACUAUGAGAGACGGGAGCUGGAGAAACAGAGUUUAAAGCAGGAGAAGGAGAGGCGGCAGAAGAUUGAGUUGGAGGCGGCGAUGGAGAUGGAGAGGCUUCAGCUCCUGGAGCUGGAGGAGAGGAAGAGGCUGAGGGAGAAGAGGGGGAGAGAGGAGGCCGAAAAACUACGGCAGGUCGCCAAGCGGCAGGAGUCGGAGAGGCAGAGGUUGACGGAGAAGAAGCGGAGGGAGUCUCAGGAGCAGCUAGCGCUGGACCCAUCGCCUCUCAGGCCCAGGGUCCUGGAUCUGGACUCUGUGUUACGAGACGACCCGUUUUCCAAAGCCCCUUCCCCCCAGCUCGACGCUGCGGCCCGCUGGAAACGCCCUUCCCCUAGAGCGGAGGAACCGUAUAAACCGACCAUUCUGGACAUAGACUCCUUCACGUCACAGACCCAGCCCUCGCCCAGUAGAGAGGCCCCCCUCCAGUUCCCGGACCACUCACAGCCCCUCACCCCCGAGAGGGACGGUAUCCACGACGUGCCACUGGACACCUUGAAGGGGCGGCUGAGCCCGGAAUGGGUGCCCUCCCCCCAGGACCCGUGGGAGCUGAUGCCCGCCAUGGAGAUGUCUGUAGACGUCCCCGCCGGACCAGACACCCCCAGGAGGGCGGCGGGCGGAACCAUCCUGGAGCAGCUGCUGUACCGGCAGGGGGAGCGCCGGCCGGCGGCGGAGAGGCGCUGGUCGGCUCUGGUGGACGAGCGCCCGCCCUCGGGCCACACACUGCAGAGGGACGCCUCGGACUCCGCGGGGCCCGCCCCGGAGCAGGUCUGGUUCCCCAGGGUGGAGGAGCCCCCCGCCCCCCGGGCAGAGCCCCGCAGCCAGAGGAGAUCACACGGGUCCAAGGAGCUGAACCGGCUGCGGUCCCGCAGCGUGUGCCGCCGCUCCGCCCCGCCGGAGGGCCCGGUGGAGGUCAGCCUGUCCAGGAUGAGGAGCCGCAGUGCCCACAGGGAGGGGGACCGUCCAGGCUGGGUGAAGCUGCAGCACCAGGGGUCUGGGGAGGAGGAGCUGAAGGACCCCGACACGCUGGUGCAGGAGUCGGACAGCCAGUACGGCACCUGGGAGACAGGCCUGCACACGGACGACAGCCUGACCCCGGCCACGCCCACUUCAGACGGCGCCCUCUCCCCUUCGCCAGGGAAGCCCUCUCCCUCCCACACGCCGGCCCACCAUGGCCUGCCCUCCGAGCUGGACGGCUCUGCUGGUCUGUCCCCGACAACCCCGGCCGAGAGCCAGCAGCUCUCCUUACCAGAGGUGUCCACGGUGCUGCUUGACACCAGCGUGCUGCGCUCCAGGGCCCAGCUGGGGAAGAGACGGGCCCCGCGGUCCCGCCCCACCAGGACCGCCCCGCCCCAGGGAGAGGGCGGAGCCACCGACGACUGGCGCUUCAGAGACUCCACAGAAUGUGACGCCUCCAUUUUGAUGACAGAUGAGAAGCCGGAGUUCAAGGAGGACCCUGAGGAGCAGACAAGAGAAGUGGAGCCCCGCUCCACAACCAAUGCAGUCUCCCAGCCCCAGAGGAUCCCCCUGUUCCCUGGGAUGGACCCUUCCGCUCUCAAGUCGCAGCUGAAGAAGAGGGCCGACUCUGACAACCUGGUCGAUGUGGGGACUCCCUCUCCCUCCCAGUUGUCUCGAUCGCCCAAGUCCCCCUUCCUCCCACGGGCCACGCGUGUGCUGCCCCCUUCUGGUGGUAGAGAGAACGGUUUGGAGGACUCUCCUCAGUGGCUCAAAGAGCUGAAAUCCAAGAAAAGACUGAGUCAGUAUGACUACGACGAUUCUAAAUAGAUAAGAAGGUGGCCUUAAAACCCAAGAAUCUCUGAACGAAACGGAGGCCUUAACCUUUGACCCUGGACCCCGGGCCAGAGAGAUGUUUGGAGUAGAUUCUACUACUGCUGAUGCUGCUAACGCAUUUCUACUCCUUUUUUAUUAUUUCCGAAAAACAGGAUCAGAUAUUUUUGCACGGUGCCUUUGCUUUCCUUCUCCCCUGAGAGUGUCAAACGGAUGGCACGACGUAAACAUUGAAUAUCUUAUUGCUUCAUCACGAUUAAUCAUCAUCUUUUACACUUUAUCACCGACCACGACCACAAAAGACGAGCAAAAAAAGAAUGUCCUGUCUGGCUGCACUCCAGAGAACGGUCGUCUGAGAAUAGCGUGAGCAGCGCCACCCGACAACGCCACCCGACAACGCCAUCGACCACCCGGUAGUGCUUCAGUAUUCACGGUUUGGAGGGCUCUCCAGUCCUCUGCCGGCGUUCCGUCUUCCUUGUAUUCAGUGAGCGUACCGACGGUUGUGGACGUGUUCGUACCUGCUCACUGCACAGAAGCAUAUCCAUAAGCUUAACAUUCCACAUGAUCGGACCCCAGCGCCGCGGCAGAUGUCCUUGCCAGCUGGGGGGCGUUGUGCGUUACCCUACUGCUAAAUGCUGUAUUUGUAUAAACACUAUUUUUUUGUCAACACUAUAGCUGGGUCUUCAAUCAUGUAACACUCCUCUACAUUCUAACAAGGCGUCUCGGCGCCACUGUUUAUUUUUGUAUUCUACGGGUUAAUCAUUUUUAUUUUCUCUAUCCUAAGUAAGUUGCGGAAAGAAGUGGCCCAUAUGUGUGUAUGCAUUUACUUUAAGUAACACUGUUAAAUGCUGAUUUUCUUGAGCAAUGAGUGAACAAAGGGAAUCCUCUCUGAGAGUCAAUCAUCUUCCAGGGCGGGGAAACUUGAUCCAUUCACUACAUGACGUUCAUUAGCUCCUGCUGCCUUGUUGUAUUCCCUUGGACCCCCCCCCCCCCUGUAUCUUUGCUCAAGAGCUAAUCACUACAUCACAUGAGAUGAACCACAUGAGUGAGGGAUGAGACUUAAAGGCCUCUUACGAGACAAAAACAUUCACUCUUUUGAAAAUAUUCAAAACGCGAGAUGAACAUAGUUAGCCCUCCUCCUCUUCCUCCUCCUCUUCUUUAGUCGGUCUCCAACAUCCACCCAGCACUACGUCACUUAAUGUGCUGCAGCACCACCUCUGCUCCACCCGUGUGCAGUCGGCCACCCUUGGGCAGUCAACCAUCAUCUGGGGGGUUCUGCGGUAUAGAAAUGCUUACUGCAAUGCAACUGGAUGUUGACUCCGUCAAGCCUCUAUCAGUUUUUUUUCAAUCUCCCCCCCUCCUUGAUACGUCUGUAAAUUACUUUUUAUUUCUCUCGUACGCGGAAAAAAAUUUGAUUCGUUUUUUAUGUUUUUAUUCAUGUUCAUGUUCAUUAUUUUUCUUUUUAUUUGAAAGUAACAGAUUUAUAUUUGCACUGUGUUGUACUGGCCAGUGUCCUAAAGUUUAAAUUCUUAAUAAAGAUAUAUAUGCAGUGAGCUACAGACUG